Messenger RNA from Linum trigynum, 3448 nucleotides. Lineage: Eukaryota; Viridiplantae; Streptophyta; Magnoliopsida; Malpighiales; Linaceae. The record is from the annotation of a GenBank genome assembly.
UAAAGACUGAAAUAAAAUUUAUAUUACAUAUAUCUAUUAAAAACUUGUUUUUCACAAAAUAAAUCUACAUGACCUCCAUUACCCACUCACCAUCUUCCUUCGUUUCUCUUCCUCUCUUCCUCCUGUCUUCUUCUCCCUCUUUAGGGGUCAGACCGGAAGCUUUCUGGAGGCCGUUUUGAAACCCAACUCGGGUCGGACCGCGUCCAAUUGGGAGUCCGAUAGUGAUUUAACAACCUUGCUCCAAAUCCUCUAAGCUGAUGGCGAUUGGGCCUGAAAUAAAAGUGUCCAAACAAAGAAUUUGCGGAGACGGUCGUGGCAUAAGGUUGGGCCGUUUCUCAUUUUGGGCCUUGUCACAUGCCCACUGUGAGGAAUAUCUGAAAGGAAAAGGAGAUCAUUGUAUAGGUGUAUUAUAUAAAAGGCUUCCUCAAGUUCCCAUCAAAUAAACCGGAAUUCUACAGAAGAGCGGAUUCACAUCUGUGCAUAAACUGCCUCUCAAGUCCCACCGCCGCUCAUCGAUUCCUUUGCUGAAACGUCUUCUCAUCGCUCUUCCGCCCCGCCAUCGCAUGCAAGCUCUCGUCUCAAGCUACUCCGGUAAGCUUUAUCAUUGACCUCUUCUCUGUCAUAUUCUUCACUGAGUUUCGGUUCCCGUGUAUAAAGUAGGAGAGGAAGGAAGGAAGGAAGGGGAGGAAGUCGGUUUCUAGGGUUUCUGAUUCGGUAUUGUUUCUCCAGUAGAUUUGUCGAUUGAGUUCUUAUGGUACUAUUUCGGACGAUCGGAGUAGAAUAGGUUUGAGGAAGGGAAGAAUCAGUUUAGUUUUCUCUUUCAGUGAUUGAUAUGAAAUCUUGAUGACGAAUUUCAUCUGUCUAUUUUUGUGCUUGCAGUUGAGUCAAGGUUUUGAUUCCACCGCGAUUCUCAUUGGUGUCCCAGUAUGAAGCCUGAGUCGAAGAAGAAUCGUGGCAAAACCGGAGCAUCAUCUGUUGCUGAUAUCCAGAACAAUGGAGUGGAUUCAUGCUACGACUUCUCAAAUCUCUCCAACGCCCUUACCGUGAUCGCGCCGCCUGCUAUAGUAAAUCCCACUGAAUCCUCAACCAUCUUGGCAACUAGGAAGGAUGGGGGAUCGUCGUCAUCGGCUUAUGAUUUUGGGGAUUUCUCAAUGGAGUUGUCCGCCAUCGAGCACAAGGAGAAGAAGAUAGCUGCAUUGAGGGCCAGGUCCCACAGGAAAAGGGAAUAUCUCAGAAUGAGGCAUGUUUUUCUCGAUGACAUUCUGUGUCCAUCAACUCCCGUUCCCCGGGCUAUGUCUGCCGCAGAUGAUGCCGCCGCUAUAAGACCGUCACGGCGCCUGAGAAACCACCCACUGGUGGAUUUUCCUUUGGUCGCGAAUUGGACAAGGUCCCUCCAUGAAGGGUUCUCAAAACUAAGUGUAAAGCAGCCUCUUGUUGAUGAAGUGGCAGAGGAUGGGUCUCAGGUGUUGAAUCCUACUACUGCAAGGCCAACCCAAGAGCUGGAGGAGAGGUCUUUCCCUAUAAUGUACAGGUUGAGUCGCAUUGUGUCGCUUGGUAGGAGGCGGCGGCACUGUAGGGUAGUACCCUGAAGUUGUUUCUCAGCCUGACUGCACUUGGAAAUCAGACAACAUGCCCCCCCAUCUGGAGUUUGCUCUGAAUUUGCUAGUGAUAGCGGAGAAAUGCGAAGUCGGGAAAAGCAAAUUGAUGAAGAAGUGCUUUAGUGUACUCCGGCCAUCGAUUCCCUUGCCCUCCUCCUGCUUUACUUCUUCCUUCUCCUCCCGUUGUAUCGCUGCCGACUGAAGCGUUGGUUUUCUCUAGCCUCCGUUCAUGGAAAAUCAAAUCAACAAUAUUCGGUCAGUUCUUCACCUAUGUUUUUUUUCUUCUUCUUUUCAUUUCUCCGAUUCUCAUCCACAUCAUUUCGUAUGGAACCAGAACUUUGUUGCCCUAGUCAUGUUUCUGCUCUCCGGAUGAUUUACAAUUCGCCCUUGUAUUCUAAUUAGUAGUAGAAUUUCAUAUCGGAGAACUGCUAUAGCAUUGAGUUAUGUAGACCUCUCUGCUACUUGGGAAGUGAACCUCAACAAGGGUAAGAUGGGGCAAUCCUUCCCUGUCUCUUAUCUAAUCGCUGCAAAUGUGAUCUUUGCUCUCAAGCUUCAAGAAGAGGUUUCUUCGUGGGUGUUCCGUCGUGCAGCUUUUGAGACCGGGAGGAGAGAACAGUUUUGAGGAUAGUUUUGUGACGAAAUAUUCGGAUGAUGUCGAAGCUCAGUUGUUGGUUUUGUAUGAAAGAUAGAGUGAAUGUGAUUGAUUUUUCAGACUAUGGCUGUUGAAGAUAAUAUGCAAAUAUCCUAUUUGUUCCUCUUUGACAAUGUUCUUGAUUUUUGCUGAUCCCAAGUUUAGACAAAUUGUUAUUGGUCAGGAUGACUCAUAAGUCAUAAGGCCUACUUCUUUCUGGACCUAAUGACCUGUAGAUGUUGCAUUAGCUCUUUGAUAUCAUCAUUUUACUUGAAAUGCAUUUAUAUAACUUGUCGGUCCAACAAUCCUUCCUAAUUUUAUUCACUGUAGCAUUUGAAAUGGAUUUUAUACAUGGAUUUCCUUGUAAUCGUAUCUUCGAGUUACAGACUGUUUAGAAAAUUAUAUUGCAUACUUUUUUUUAUUUAUCAUUAGAUUCCUCAACACACGAGGUGAAAAUCGGAACCAAAGAUACAAAGGGACUGGGUAAAGUUCCCUAUUGACUACGAAGUCAAGAAACGAAAUCAAAUUCCAUUAAGAGGCGGGGUGAUAAGAACAGAGCUUUUCGGGCUACUGCGAUCGAUGAACCGAAUUGAACAAUCACCAAUCUCAUGAAGAAAAAAACAAAUUUCCUCUAGAAUAUGCCGAAUCAAACUAUUAGUGGUGUCUCGAGCAGCACAUUUGUCAAUCAUAUCUUUGCAUCUCCUCCGCUUGCAACUGACGAAAGAGAGGCUUUGGUGGAGGAAUAUUACACGGGCUAAGAUCAGGUGAUUAAGGGGGUCUCCUUAUUCAUGUAACGAAGUGAAUCUCAGCCAUCCAACCUCAUUUAAAUUUAGUGACUAUAAAUAAUCCAAUUUAAUGAAAGGUAUAUUGGUAAUUUUAUAUGUUAUUUACUUAAGAAUUUAAAAAUAAAUUCCGCCUUCCUUCCGUCCCGUCGAUCAGCAGUUCCCCGCGCCUCCACCGGCCAGGAUUUUUGCGCGCCCAUCUUGAGAGAGAGAGAGGUAACGCGUAAACCAUUAAUUUUGUAAUGUGUUGGAUUUGUGAAUCUAAUCAUUAAAUAAUUUCAUAUUAUUGGAACGAAAAAAAAAUUUCAUAUUACAAUUGUUACUUAAAAUUAUAUGGUUAAAUACACUUGUAUGAGCACUUCUACUAUGCUAUAUAGUAUUGGUGCUUUAAUGUACAACUUAAAGUUGUACCAUAACAUUAAAUGUAUAAGUUUAGG